AAGUACUUACUUAAGCGAUUCCUCCCGCUGUUGCGGCGUCCGCCGAGAGGCCGGUAGGAACCUCUCAUGGGCCGUGAAGGACAUACCUUCCGCGGCUCCGGAUUUUUGAAGACCAUGUAGCAGCGGAAUAACGUCGAGGGUAUUGUAUCCAGGAGCAAAUGAAACUGUGCCUCGCUCAGUGUGAAUCUUUCCGAAGUUGAGUGAAAAGAACCACAAAUUUUUUGUCUUGCAUAAUUAGCGGCAUAAACGUCUGUCUUGGAGGGCUGGUGCGACGAGAAGAAGUACAAAUAUGUCUUCAUGAAAAGAAGCACAUUUACACUCCAAGAACACGGAAGGUUUUUUCCCUGCAUAUUGGCCCGGGAUAUGAACUCGCAAAAGUAUCGUACUCGUAUAAAUGCAUGACAAAUUUCCCCAGCAUGAGAAAUUAAAUUUGUAAUGCGGAUUUAACUUAACAAAAAGAUUUGUAAUGCAAGACUUGCAAUACGAGUGCGAUAUUUUUGCAAUUCAUACGGGAAGAUGAAAGACGACUUGAUCGUCUGUGCGCUGCUGUACCGUUCCUUGUUGUAUCGGAUGUAAAACUUGUCAUGCAUAGAGAUGCAUCAGACCUUCAAUUUGUCAUGCAUGAAACGCAAAAUCAUUAUACCCGACACACAUACAAUUCUUCCUCUUCAUGUGCAAUUAUCGCAUAACAAAUUGAAAUUGAAGGAGUUCGUGAUCGUGAGCAGAUAGGUUUUACACGGGACAUCCUGGUGCUUCAAGCGAAGCGAAAAAUCCUCAUCGUAGAUGCCGAUUCUGAAGAGGAGGAAGAAGAACAGGAAGAUGACGGCCAGCCUGGAGCCAAAGCUGCCAAGGUGGACUCCGCCGAGAACAAGUAUCUGCAUCUCCUACACGUGCCAACGCUCCUGAAAGCGGUCGUCGAUUCUUCAGGUCAUACAACGAUCGCUGCAGCAGCAGAUGACUCCGCGACCACGACGCU
Messenger RNA from Amoebophrya sp. A120, 976 nucleotides. The record is from the annotation of a GenBank genome assembly. NCBI's taxonomy places the organism in Eukaryota, Dinophyceae, Syndiniales, Amoebophryaceae.